UAUUUGGAAAAAUUACCAUAACAACAACGACACCAAUUCUCGCCAUGAAAACUUGAAUGAAACGCAAUUCUCAAUGAAUCACAUUGUAAUCCUCAGCUAGGUAAUCAACGCACAGAGGAAUAUUUCGCUAAAAUGAAGGAUCGAAAAAGAGCACUUCGCAAAAAACACAUUCUACACUUGAUGGAAACUUUCUUAAUAGAUAAUGGGUAUAAAGAAACUGCCCAAUGUUUACGAUCCGAAGCCAGACUAGCUAAAGAUUACAUUGUCUGCGACAAUAUCAAUUUGGAAACUAUUGUGAUCGAAUUCGAGACCUUUUACUAUCACAGAUUUCAAACAUAUCCACAGCUGUGUAAAAGAACAGAGCCCAAAGAGGUGAAUUCAUCGCCUGCGAAUCAGUCACCAGUUAAAAAACAGCUAAGAAAAACACAUCAAUUAAAACAACGCCACGGAGCAGAAUUAGAUUUCAUGAUAUGCAACACUUUUCCUCCACCAUCUACGAUGAAUUCUUUGGAAAAAGUGGCGUAUUUCCAGCGAGAAGGCGAUGAUUUUAGGGUACUUGAUGAAACAUGCGAAUUCAGCGAUAUCGUUAAAGACAUCUGUAUCGAGCCCGCAGCUACCCGCUGGGAUGAAAUUAUUGGACUGGAUGAUGUUAAAGAGGUACUGAAGGAAGCCAUAAUCUACCCCAUUAAAUACCCGCAUUUAUUUACCGGUAUUAUAGAACCUUGGAAAGGAGUCUUGCUCUAUGGACCUCCAGGAACAGGUAAAACAUCAUUAGCUCGAGCUGUAGCCACUGAAAGUUCAGCCUCAUUUUACAACAUAUCUGCAAGCUCGAUAGUAAAUAAAUGGCGAGGCGAUACGGAAAAGAUAAUCAAGGUACUGUUCGAAACGGCUCAAAAUUUUGCUCCCAGUAUCAUCUUCAUCGAUGAGAUAGACGCAUUAACGAUGCGUCGCAACAGUCACGAGCACGAAGCAUCGAGACGAAUGAAAUCCGAAUUAUUUACUGGUUUGGACUCGCUGAGCAGAUGCAAACGAAAUGUAUUUUUUUUAGCCACGACGAACACGCCCUGGGAUUUGGAUGAAGCAAUGCUCCGUCGAUUUGAAAAACACGUUUUGAUUCCAGUACCUGAUUUACAAACUAGAAAAUCGCUUAUACGUUAUUAUCUGCCUAAGAUAAUCAGUCACGAUCCCGCGAUCGAAUGCGAUAUUAAUUACGAUACUUCGGCUCAGGUACGCAUUAAAUAAUUCUUCCAAACGUAAUCCGCUAAUGGAGAUAACGGUGUACUUACGGUUUGGUAGAUGGUGGAGUAUUUUUCAUGUUGCGAUGUCAAACAUUUAUGCAAAAAUUUAACGAUGAACACGAUGCGAGAGGUGUUCUAUGAACUGGAACGUAAUAAAAGUAGGUGUAAUGUCGCUAAAGUGCGAUAGUCGAACAUAUUAACAGAUUGCUUCUUUUCACGCGCAGCGAAUACGACGAACACUCGAACGAAGAAGUUGAUAAAAGAUGUUGAUUUUCAAGAAGUCCUGCGUAGUUUUCGGUCCACGGUUCGACACGUUUUGGAUAAAUACCGCAAAUGGGAGUCUGAACGAAAACAUUCGUAGAUAAGAAAUGCGAUAAGUUGUAGAAAAAAAGCUGUAUUUGCAGAAGAAAAUUUAACAAUACCUCUUA
Planococcus citri (citrus mealybug) is the source of this 1666-nucleotide messenger RNA. Its product is annotated as katanin p60 ATPase-containing subunit A-like 2. The transcript is spliced from 7 exons. Lineage: Eukaryota; Metazoa; Arthropoda; Insecta; Hemiptera; Pseudococcidae. Gene Ontology annotation, molecular function: ATP hydrolysis activity; ATP binding; protein binding. Bases 133 to 1242 code for a protein of 369 amino acids. The record is from RefSeq and is a predicted model, not a curated record.